AUGGGCUCCCUCUACCCUCCCAAGUUCCAGGUGAACAAGAUCGCCAUCAUCGGCGCCGGCCCCUGCGGGCUCGCGGCGGCCAAGUAUCUGCGGGCGCAGGGCACUUUCGGCUCCAUUACCAUAUUUGAGCAGCAGGACGAGGUUGGCGGCGUAUGGAACUACAGCAAGGCCCCCGGCGGGCCUUAUCCUGCGCCGCAGAGAGACCCCUUCUUUCCACCCGACGAGCCGCUUCGGACCCCGUCUCAUGCGGCGCCCGUCUUUCCUUCUCCCAUGUACGACAAGCUCCACGCCAACAUCCCCGGGGCGUUGAUGAACUUUUCCGACCAAAGCUUCCGCAAGGACUCUUGGGUGUUUCCCAGCCGCGAGGAUAUCCAGGAGUACCUGGUCAAGUACGCCGAGAGUGUCCGCGACCUGAUACGGUUCUGUAUCCAGGUGACCAAGCUGUCGCGCAGAUGCAUUGAUGGGCACGAUAAGUGGAGGAUAGAGGCUCGUUCGACGGUGAGCCAGGAGACGAUAGAUGAUGUUUUUGAUGCCGUGGUCGUGGCAAAUGGCCACUACUCCAUCCCCUUCAUCCCCCCGAUGGCCAACAUGGCGACGUUUCAGGAGACAUACCCGUCCAUCAUCACACACUCCAAGCAGUACCGAACGGCAAGCGAGUUCGAGGGCAAGAAAGUCAUCAUCGUCGGCAACGGGCCCUCUGGCACCGACAUCGCCCUGCAGAUCAAUCAAGUGUCUCGAGGCAAGGCUCUCCUGUCUGUCCGAACGCCCACGCCGCCGGCAAAACUGGAGCACACAGGCUGCGAGGAAGUGCAAGAGAUUGUCGAGUUUCUCGUUGAUCAGCGAGGGGUCCGCUUCAAGGACGGGCGGACCGAAACGGACAUCGACGCCAUCGUCUUUUGCACGGGAUUCCUCUUCAGCUACCCCUUCUUGCCGGACAUGCAGCACAAGCUCAUCACCAACGGACAAGGCGUCCACGGGCUCUACAAGCACGUUUUCCACAUUCACCACCCCACCCUCGUCUUCCCUACUCUGAACAUGAAGUCAGUGCCGUGGCCACUGUCGGAGGCGCAGGCGGCCGUCGUCUCGGCUGUGUGGUCCAACAGCCUGCCGCUGCCUUCCGUCGAGGUGAUGGAGCAGUGGAGCAGAGAAUUGGAAGAACGGGAGGGUGAGGCAUUGCACGUAUUUCCGCACCUCGGCGACGGAUUCUACAUAAAUGAGUUGCACGACUGGGUCAUGCAGGCCGGCCGGGUGGGUAAGGAGCCUCCGCGAUGGGAUGACCGAAUGUUCUGGCAGAGGAAUGUUUUCGUCGAGGCGAAGCUGCGGUUCGAGAAGCAGGGCUGCAAAGCGACGACUCUUGAGGAGCUCGGCCUCUGUUACGACCCUGAUUGGAACAAGCAAGCCAUUGAAGACCCGCAAGAGCCAUAA
Molecule: messenger RNA, 1425 nt
Organism: Purpureocillium lilacinum
Lineage: Eukaryota; Fungi; Ascomycota; Sordariomycetes; Hypocreales; Ophiocordycipitaceae
Molecular function (GO): NADP binding; N,N-dimethylaniline monooxygenase activity; flavin adenine dinucleotide binding
Source: RefSeq, a predicted model, not a curated record